GGGAAAGGAGUCGAAGUAUACAAGUUCAAAAUUGACAUUCCUGGAAAUUUCAAAUUAUGGGAAAGCAAAGGAGGACUGGCAUUCUAUGUUCAUCAUCAGACUGAUGUAUGCUACUACAGGGUUUCAUUUCUCAGAUUACGUACAAUCUACAUUAAUGGUGUGUGCAUCAUUCAAGGGCUGGAAGAAGACCACCAUUGGUGGAAGUUGUGUGGUAAUGUGUGGUUGCACUAUAUUCCAUCCAAUACAACAAUAAGACGGCUCAGCGAGGCUGGCACUGGCUUAACGCCAUGUUCCAAUAGCUUUCUUUUUAACUUUGAGUUUGAAUAUGGUAUUGCAAGUGUCAAGUACACAGGGAUGGGGAGCUUCGGGGUUCAUGUAGUAAAUCCAAUUCAGAGUUUUACGAUGAAGGCGUAUCAAUAACUUGUGCAUAAUGGUUUCCUUGAAUCUCAUGGGUCUAGUUUUGAUCCCUGCCUUCAACCGGUGAUAUGUGUGGUGGUACGGGAAAAUGGAAAUCUCUCAACAGAAAACGAGCUAAAGAUGUGUAUGAGUUUACAGAAUGUCCAAAUUGUUAUGGUCUUGGGAAACUCGUUUGCCCCGUAUGUUUAGGGACUGGUGUACCAAACAACAAAGAUCUUCUCAGGAGGCCUGAUGCAAAGCAGCUACUUGAGAAGAUGUACAAUGGUCGGCUAGUGCCAAAUUCUUAACAGAAGCCAUCCAACAACACCGGCGAGUGAUCCUCCACAGAAGGGUUCAUUUUUUUCGGCAAUGUGACCGUUAGUUUCUAGUUCACACCUCACAAUAGUGUUAAUCAAUUAAUUUAGAUUGGAUAUGUAUAGUUAGCUGUAAUUUCCACUACUGUAUUGUGUUGUAAUAGCAGGGCUGCUCUUGCAAACUCUGUGUAAGCUUAUUUUGCCGGUUUCAGUGGUAAUACUUUCUGAAGAUUUUCUGUUGGAGCUGGAGAGUGGUACGUACUGUGAUGCAUAGUGUGUGUAUUGUUCUAGGCUUAAUAUGCUGCAUCAAAGGAAACUCGAAUUUGGUAACAAUAUUUAGGUUCUCAUUUCGUAGAUGCUAGUCUUUUGUUAACUCUAUUUUCUAUACACUAGAUAAACUCAAUAACAAAGAGUGAAAGAGAGCAAUGGGGGUAUGAGUUGUAACUUAAUUUAUCAUCAUCAUCAUUUUUGUUGUGUGUGUGUGUGUGUACUACUGUGUGUUAAAUAGUGUACCCAUUCAUAAAUCACGAAUUUCUGCUUCAUAUGCAGAGUAUACUUGUCCAUUUACAACCUUCAAGUCAAAUAAGUCAUUAUUUUAACAUAUAUGAGGACUGAAUGAAUUGACUAAAACAUGAUGUAUGCAAUCAUCAUGAUUGAAAUUUGUUUCAAACCAGACAUUUUCUUAUACC
Messenger RNA from Fragaria vesca subsp. vesca, 1399 nucleotides. RefSeq lists its product as uncharacterized. Lineage: Eukaryota; Viridiplantae; Streptophyta; Magnoliopsida; Rosales; Rosaceae. The transcript has 3 exons. The coding region runs from base 486 to 704 and encodes 72 amino acids. The record is from RefSeq and is a predicted model, not a curated record.